This is a messenger RNA of Aspergillus japonicus CBS 114.51, 906 nucleotides long. RefSeq lists its product as uncharacterized. The transcript is spliced from 3 exons. Lineage: Eukaryota; Fungi; Ascomycota; Eurotiomycetes; Eurotiales; Aspergillaceae. The record is from RefSeq and is a predicted model, not a curated record. The coding region runs from base 1 to 906 and encodes 301 amino acids.
AUGGACACCGGGGUAGGGCUGAGAGGCGAACAUCAGCCCCUGCAGUUCAAGCUCUACGACCAGUGGGAUGAUGAGGAUGACCUGUGGAUCAAGCACAGGCUCGAGGCUCUUGUAAACCAACAGAUCACGCCCGAGCAACUAGCCCUCGACAUGGAUCACCGUAUCACCGCCCUCACGCGCCGGAAUCGCGAUGACGGGGUUGAGCCCCAGCGCGCCGAACAGUUCAUCGGACCCUUCUUCCAAGCCUUGACGAAGAUGUGCUCGGCCUUCCCACCCUAUCAUGCGGGGCAAAAUCAGCUCAUCGCCUUGGCCAAGGCACUGAACGCGCUCCCCCGUCAUGUCAUCCCAGAAGGCCUGUCGCCAGCCCAACUCGAAGAGAAGCCGUGGAUCACGACAACUCUGUGGGGCUUCGAUGAUCCUUAUCAAGAGGGGAACUGGAAAGCGUGCGCCGAGGCCUUCGAUUUCGAACAUGUUUACAUCUGGGCGCCCUACCGCAGCCGCAACUACGACUCUGCUAUGGCGCGCCUGACCUGCGCAGGGCUGAUAAAGUGCGCCUUUCUGAGCUCCCUCCGCUUCAUCCUCCCCACGGACGAUGAGUACCCCGACCUGACCAAAAGACCUAUCGACGGACUGAACAAAAUCGGCAAUUACCUAGUCGGGGCGGCGCAGUGGAUCCUGGGACCCGAGGAGUGUCGAUCUGCGUACACGGAAUGCCAGAAGGUGGAGCAGGUGGACGUGAGACAGCGCAAGCUCUGGAGCCGGGAGCACUCGGCGGAAUGGAAGCGCCAGUUUGCCUUUGUCGCGGGCGAUGAGCGGUUUGCGCAGAAGUAUCGCAGCGUCGCGGCGCAGGCUCACCAUCAGAUGCUCACGUGCGAGCAGGAAGAAGAGCUCAGGCAGGAUGUGUGA